Molecule: messenger RNA, 1461 nt
Organism: Peromyscus californicus insignis
Lineage: Eukaryota; Metazoa; Chordata; Mammalia; Rodentia; Cricetidae
Gene: Rad23a
Product: RAD23 homolog A, nucleotide excision repair protein
Exons: 9
Coding region: 69-1208 (379 amino acids)
Biological process (GO): proteasome-mediated ubiquitin-dependent protein catabolic process; nucleotide-excision repair
Cellular component (GO): cytosol; nucleoplasm
Molecular function (GO): polyubiquitin modification-dependent protein binding; damaged DNA binding; ubiquitin binding
Source: RefSeq, a predicted model, not a curated record
CCCACUUGCCCCGGAAGUGCUUGGAGCACGGCGCAGCUGGGCGCUAAGAUGGCCGCGGCGUGAGUUGCAUGUUGUACGAGGAUCCCGGGCUGCCGCAUUGCUCCGGCCCCGCCAUGGCCGUCACCAUCACACUUAAAACGUUGCAGCAGCAGACCUUCAAGAUACGCAUGGAGCCUGAGGAGACGGUGAGGGCACUGAAAGAGAAGAUAGAGGCUGAGAAGGGCAGGGAUGCUUUCCCUGUGGCUGGACAGAAACUCAUCUAUGCUGGCAAGAUCUUGAGUGAUGACGUCCCCAUCAAGGAAUACCAUAUAGAUGAGAAGAACUUUGUGGUUGUCAUGGUGACCAAGGCCAAGGCUGGCCAAGGUACUCCAGCACCCCCAGAGGUCUCACCCACUGCCGCCCCGGAGUCCUCUACACCCUUCCCUCCAGCUCCGGCAUCAGGCAUGUCCCAUCCUCCACCUACCAGCAGAGAGGACAAGAGCCCAUCAGAGGAUUCAGCCACCCCAACAUCUCCAGAGUCCAUUUCUGGCUCUGUUCCCUCUUCAGGUAGCAGCGGGCGAGAGGAAGACGCAGCUUCCACAUUAGUGACUGGCUCUGAGUAUGAGACGAUGUUGACUGAGAUCAUGUCCAUGGGCUACGAGCGGGAGCGGGUUGUGGCCGCAUUGAGGGCCAGCUACAACAACCCCCACAGAGCUGUGGAGUACUUGCUCACGGGAAUUCCCGGAAGCCCCGAACCAGAACAUGGUUCUGUCCAGGAGAGCCAGGUACCCGAACAGCCGGCCACAGAAGCAGGGGAAAACCCCCUGGAGUUCCUGCGGGACCAGCCCCAGUUCCAGAACAUGCGGCAAGUGAUUCAGCAGAACCCAGCGCUGCUCCCUGCACUACUCCAGCAACUGGGCCAGGAGAACCCUCAGCUCUUGCAGCAAAUUAGCCGUCACCAGGAGCAGUUCAUCCAGAUGUUGAAUGAGCCCCCUGGAGAGCUGGCGGACAUCUCUGAUGUAGAGGGGGAGGUUGGUGCCAUAGGUGAGGAGGCCCCACAGAUGAACUAUAUCCAGGUGACACCGCAGGAAAAGGAAGCUAUAGAAAGGAGCCCAGCCUGCUCAAAGUUGCUGGCAAAACCAGGAGGCGACAGAUGGGCCCCUUUUGGCCUCUGUCCCAGCUCCCUGCAGCCAGAUGGAGAGGCGCCUGCCUGCUUCCCCAUCCCCUGAAGCAUCCCUAAGGACAACCCACCUCCCUCCUCCAUGAUGAGGGGAAGCUGGAGCCCUAAACUUUAUCCUCCAUUGGAGUGGCCCAAAUCUUUCCAUCUGGAGUGAGUUCAUUAGAAGCCCAAGGCCUUCUUCCAGCCUGGCCUUCAGCCUGGAGAGGAGGUAACAUCAGUUCUGAAGGCCAAGGCCACCCCUACCCCAGGACAGAACCACAUCUCUGAUAAAGGUUUUGAAGUGAAUAAAGUUUUAAAAAUGA